Penicillium samsonianum is the source of this 744-nucleotide messenger RNA. Its product is annotated as mitochondrial 37S ribosomal protein mS41. NCBI's taxonomy places the organism in Eukaryota, Fungi, Ascomycota, Eurotiomycetes, Eurotiales, Aspergillaceae. The coding region runs from base 1 to 744 and encodes 247 amino acids. The transcript has a single exon. Gene Ontology annotation, cellular component: mitochondrion. The record is from RefSeq and is a predicted model, not a curated record.
AUGAGCGUCAUGGCAAUGCGCAAUUCACCGCUGGGCAGCUUGACAGCGCGCCUAUUCAAGCCUGUGUCAAUUUCCAACCAAUACAUUCGAUCACUCCACAACAACGCACCCCGGCCAGUGCCAUCUCCGACCCCUUUCGUUCCUGACGUCCAGACCUUCCUCACGCUGAUUGGCCGUGAAAUGUCCAAGCAAACGAGCAAGAUCCCCUCAUGGGAAGAACUUUUUACCUUAAACUCCAACCAGCUCCGCCAAGCCGGCAUUGAGCCAGCCCGCCAGCGACGGUACCUGAUCCGGAAGCGCGAGAAGUUCAGGAACGGAUUGUACGGCCCUGGAGGUGAUCUGGAGACUGUGGUCGAUGGUGUUGCACAAUUGCGGGUUGUUGAAGUGCCUAUUAAUGCCAGAGGCCUGACACAUGGAGGCACACAAGCGGCCGUUCAAACUUCUUCUGCUACACUGUCACCCGGCAUGGUGAAAGCCAUUGUCAACCUGGCGCCCGAUGUCACUACAUAUCAGUAUGGCAAAAAACAACUGAUCAAGAAAUUUGCGCACAUGAAGAUUCACCGUGGCUGUCAGCCCAUGGGUCCGUUCCUUCAGCCUUUGAAGGGUUCCAAUGGUACUGCUGCUACCAUUUCCGUCCAGGAGGGCAUGUGGGAAGACAAGCGGGGACAGAAGGUUGAUGGUGGUGAGCGACGGCGCCGGGAGGUCCAGAACAAGAAGAGGUUGGAUGAGAGAAAGAAGGCGUGA